AUGGCGGCGGCCGAGGCAGAGGCGGGUAGUGUGCGGUGCGCCAUGGCGGGGGCCGCAGGCUCUGCGAUGGACGGGAUGGGGGUCGUGGGCCCUGCGACGAACGAGCCCGGGCUCCAGGCGGGCGCCACGGGCCCUGUGGUGGCUGAAGCGCCGGUGCCGCCGCUGCUGGGAAUGCAGCUGCUGCAGCAAGGCGCCGAGGCCCACGUUUACCGCGGGCUCUUCCUUGGGCGGGCGGCGGUAGCCAAGGUCCGCAUCCCGAAGCGGUACCGGCACCCGGCGCUGGAGGAGCGGCUGAGCCGGCGGCGCACAGCGCAGGAGGCGCGAUCGCUGCUGCGGUGCCGGCGGGCAGGAAUUGCAGCUCCAGUGGUCUACUUUGUGGAUUAUGUCUCCAACUCCAUAUAUCUUGAAGAUAUUGUGGACUCCAUCACUGUUCAAGACCAUAUUUAUUCUGUACAGCGCAGUGGAAAUGAUCCCAGUAGCCUCCUUGUCUUAGCAGAGAAGAUGGGCGAGCUGUUGGCAAGAAUGCACGAUGAAGAUCUCAUCCAUGGGGAUCUAACAACUGCCAAUAUACUUCUGCGGCCACCCAUUGAGAAGCUGGACUUGGUGCUGAUAGACUUUGGACUCAGUUUUAUUUCAGGUCUUCCGGAGGAUAAAGGAGUUGAUUUGUAUGUUCUGGAAAAAGCCUUCCUUAGCACUCAUCCAGACACUGAGUCUAUGUUUCAAGCUUUGCUGAAGGCCUAUGCAGCUACAUCUAAAAAAUCUGGCCCUGUGAUCAAAAGGUUGGAUGAAGUGCGGCUGAGGGGAAGGAAGAGAUCCAUGACUGGGUAA
Indicator indicator is the source of this 828-nucleotide messenger RNA. It is a transcript of the gene TP53RK, whose product is annotated as TP53 regulating kinase. Bases 1 to 828 code for a protein of 275 amino acids. The record is from RefSeq and is a predicted model, not a curated record. NCBI's taxonomy places the organism in Eukaryota, Metazoa, Chordata, Aves, Piciformes, Indicatoridae. Gene Ontology annotation, molecular function: ATP binding; protein serine/threonine kinase activity. The transcript has 2 exons. Gene Ontology annotation, biological process: protein phosphorylation. Gene Ontology annotation, cellular component: cytosol; nucleus; EKC/KEOPS complex.